AAGGGACUCGACUCCGCGUAGUCUACAGUCUAGCUUGAUCAGCAUGGUGACAUUGGUUUGAGGUCCAUACAAAGUCUCUUUUCUGCGUUAUAAAUGGGUUGCAGGACAUAUUGUGCGGUUUUCGUAGCAAUUGUCAGUAUUUCAGUGGUGGUAAUUCCCAUUAUUUUGAGUAAGUAUUUUGCUAACGAUUCUAAGCCCCCGCCCCUCGAUCGUGAAGAAUGGUGGGGCAAAGGAGACAAGAACAAUAACAAGCCGGAUUCCAGCGUGUAUGAAUUCCCUAUCAGCUUGACAGACGGAGUUCUUAAGGAUCUUAACGAAAGAUUAUCCAAGACUCGUUUCUUUGAAAACUUGGACGGUAUCGAUUGGGAAUACGGUAUAAAUCCUGACUACAUGAGAGAAUUGACCGAGUAUUGGAGGACGAAGUACGAUUGGCGUAAGCAAGAGAAAAUUCUCAACACAUACAAACAUUACAAGACAAAGAUAAAUGGAAUAAAAAUCCACUUUCUGCAUUUUCAACCUGAAUUGAGAGAGGGCCAGAAAAUCGUUCCAAUUAUGCUGGUUCAUGGUUGGCCAGGGUCGUUUUAUGAAUUCUACAAGGUCAUUCCAAAGAUUGUAGCAUCUUCAACAGAAGAUUAUGCAUUUUCUAUCAUUUGUCCAUCGAUUCCAGGUUAUGGUUUUUCAGAAGCCCCUCAUAAGCCAGGCUUUGAGGCGUUUGCCGCAGGACGGAUAUUUAGCAAGCUGAUGGCACGACUUGGUUAUGAGUCCUAUUACAUUCAGGGUGGAGAUUGGGGAAGUGCGAUAACACGUGCAAUGGCACUCAUGGAUCCUAGUCACAUUCGAGGACUUCAUUUAAACAUGUUCCCAGUGUUUGAAAAAAACCCCUUGUCCUAUAUUCAGGCAAAAGUCUUCUUUCCAGAAAAGGAGCAGCAAAAGAUUUUCCCAUUGUCAAAGUUGGUGAUUAAAAUUCUGCGUGAGGGAGGAUAUUUUCACCUACAAGCAACUCGACCUAACACUGUUGCGUUGGCAAAUAAUGAUUCACCUGCUGGCCUGGCAGCUUACCUUGUGGAAAAGUUUGCAAUGUGGAGUGGCUGUGCAACCAAUGACACAGCAAUCUGUUUGGAAUCGUGCUUUACAAAGGAUGAAAUGCUGACAAAUGUGAUGAUAUAUUGGGCCACUCACUCUAUUGCUUCAUCAAUGAGGCUGUAUUAUGAAGUGAUGCAUAGUGAUGAUGAAUUGCGCUCUGCAUCACGUAUCCCCGUUACAGUUCCUUCUGCAAUGGCUGAUUUUCCCCAUGAACUUUUUCGGACUCCAGAACCUUGGAUUCACAACAAAUUUACAGACAUUGUUCAGUUCACAGAAAUGCCUCGCGGUGGACACUUUGCUGCCUUUGAAGAACCUGAGUUAUUUGCUGCAGAUGUUAUUCAGUUUGUCGCGAAAGUAGAAAAGCGUUUACUAGAAAAAACAGCAGAAGAACGUCAGGAAACCACUGGCUGAGGGGGAUGUAUGAAACUGAAGGAUUAUAUAUGCAGGAUAUUUGUGGUAGUAAAAAACUAUAAUUAACUAUUAAGGGGUAAGUUUCUAAAGAAAUUGUGAUGCUGCGUCGGUGGGGUAUAACAAGAUAAUUCAGUUUUAUCAACUGAGUUGAAAAUGCAUUGGCCACCGUUUCUGCAAUUUUAAAGCUAAGAUUUCGAGUGGUAACCUUCGCCAGAGCAAGUGUCAGGCUGUAGGCAAAACAGACCUGUUAAUUUCCGUAUUCAUAGAGAAAGAACGUCAAAGUUACUGAAUUUCUGUUCAUGAACUCGUUCUUGCAACUGGUUUUGAAAGUUUCUUUAUUGGUUGGAAUUUAGUUUUCAAGAAAUUACCUUUCUUGAAAGGAUCAUUUCUUGAUCAUCGCAUUUAAAUGAUACUUGACCUGCAAGUGAUGCACAGGUAAGAGAUCCUCCUAGGUUAGCUGCAGUUUAGAAAAUUGAAAAAAAAAAGCCGGAAAAAAUUCAGGAUUCGAGGCGAUUCAAACCCGUUCUUUAAGAUACUUGUUGGGCACUACCACCACAAACAUGUCAGAGAUGAGGCACAUUCUUUCGGAUUGUUGUUUGUUUUGUUUUUUAUUUCCGUAAAAGAAUGUGAUAGUGCCUCAACUUAGUACUUUUGUGAGAGACACAUUGGACUGUUUUGGAAAAAAAAAAUGAAGAAACUGGCUUCGAUUUUGAUAUGUAUUUGACAUAUCACCCUCUAUAAAAUGAGAGAGAUAUCAUGAGUGCCCUGGUUGGUCAAAGGCCUAACGUUUAUUGCACCAUUAAACCCAUAGGAAAUUUUGGACUUGAUUUUCCUUCGGAAUUUACUUGCUUUUUUCAAUGUUUAACCAAAGAUCAUUGACUUAAUCUUCGCUAUGUAUUUACAUUUCUUUUAAAUUCAUACGUCUCUGGACGCUUAAAAUAUUUCGGUAUACAUGUAUAUAGCUGUUGGCAUAACAUGCGGAUGAAAUCACCUCCCAACUAUUGAAUGGAAACAUUGAGGAAAAUGUUUGCCUGAGACUUUUGAAAUCCAGUUGAUCUUCAAGCACUCUUAUUUUUUAUUUUCUUUGUAGUACACAUUAACACUUCAUAUUACAAUUAAACUAUAGCAACUUGCAGAUUUCGAAUUCAGAUUGAUAGGAAUUGUCGUUAUUUUUACUUAAAUACCGCGUUUGAUAUGCAGCGCCUUUUCAACGAUGAGUAUUUUUUUUGGAAUUUGCCCAUGGUUUCUUUUUCUCAGUGAGUGUAGCUGAAGCUACAAGUGAAAGAAAUCAUCAUAAUUUCACUUACGUUUUGAUUAAUGUACUCUGUUAUAGCUUUGAUAAAACUAAUGCUGAGGUUCUAUUCUAAUAAAUAUAUGUAUGUAAAAUCUUGGUUUCAUAGCGCGAAGUCUUUUUGAGAGAGAGAGUGCUCCUGAGUGAAAGUGAUUCUUCAUCUUUUGAGGACGUCGACUAAGGGAGAGUGAAAGAGUGUGUUUGUAAAUCUGACAAGUGCUUUUAGGGAGAAAGUCUCGUCGUCAUUUUCCAAUUACCGAAGAUUGAAAAACACAGCUUCGCUCAAUAGUAACACAAGACCGAUUUAGGAACCUGAAAGACCCUAACAGUGUUAAUAAAGAGAGGCCACAGAGA
This is a messenger RNA of Pocillopora verrucosa, 3139 nucleotides long. Its product is annotated as epoxide hydrolase 1-like. Gene Ontology annotation, biological process: epoxide metabolic process. The record is from RefSeq and is a predicted model, not a curated record. Lineage: Eukaryota; Metazoa; Cnidaria; Anthozoa; Scleractinia; Pocilloporidae. Gene Ontology annotation, molecular function: epoxide hydrolase activity.